AUGGAGACCCAGAAGGGCAGCACUUCCCUGCAGUGGUGGUCACUGUUGCUGCUUCUGCUGGGCUUGGUGGUGCCUCCAGCUGCUGUCGAGGCCUUCAGCUACCAGGAGGCCGUGCUCCGCGCUGUGGACGGCUUUAACCAGCGGUCCUCCAAUGCAAAUCUCUUCCGCCUCCUGAAGCUGGACCAGCAGCCUGAUGGAGAUGAGGACCCAGACACCCCAAAGCCUGUGAGUUUCACGGUGAAGGAGACAGUGUGCCCUAGGAAGACACAACGGCCUCCCGAGCAAUGUGACUUCAAGGAGAAUGGGCUGGUGAAGCAGUGUGUGGGGACAGUCACUCUGGACCAGACUAGGAACUCCUUUGACAUCACCUGUGAUAGGCCUCAGCGUGUCAAGAGAUCUGGCAACUUGGGUAGACUCAUUCGGAAAGGUGGAGAGAAGAUUGGCAAAAAGAUCGAGAGGGUUGGCCAGAGAAUCAAGGAAUUUUUUGAGAAACUUGCACCUACGACAGAGUCCUAGGGUCUGCCCUGCCCUGGCUCAGGCCUCUGGACUCUGAAAA
This is a messenger RNA of Trichechus manatus latirostris (Florida manatee), 556 nucleotides long. Its product is annotated as cathelicidin antimicrobial peptide. The transcript is spliced from 4 exons. The record is from RefSeq and is a predicted model, not a curated record. Bases 1 to 516 code for a protein of 171 amino acids. Gene Ontology annotation, biological process: innate immune response; defense response to Gram-positive bacterium; antimicrobial humoral immune response mediated by antimicrobial peptide. Gene Ontology annotation, molecular function: lipopolysaccharide binding. Lineage: Eukaryota; Metazoa; Chordata; Mammalia; Sirenia; Trichechidae. Gene Ontology annotation, cellular component: extracellular region.